Molecule: messenger RNA, 1935 nt
Organism: Penaeus vannamei (Pacific white shrimp)
Lineage: Eukaryota; Metazoa; Arthropoda; Malacostraca; Decapoda; Penaeidae
Source: RefSeq, a predicted model, not a curated record
AUGCAAACACUUACCUUCUCGCAAUCAUCUCGGAUCAUCUUGCGCUCGUCGGGCAAUGGCCGCCUCGCCGCCGCCGCCGCCACCCUACCCCGCUGCCACCCGCCACCGCUACCCCCGCUGCCACCCGCCACCGGUGCCCUCACCACCUGCCACCGCUACACCCCGCCUGCGCUGCCACCACACCCCCAUUGGCCGCCCGUGCUACCCCAUGCCACCUGCCCACCCCCCACUGCCACCUGCCACCACUACCCCAUUGCCGCCCGCCACCGCUACCCACUGCCACCUGCUACCCCCACUGCCACCUGUCCACCUGCCCACCGCUACCCCCACUGCCACCUGCCACCACUACCCCCGCUGCCACCUGCCACCGCUACCCCCAUUGCACCCUGCCACCGCUACCCCCACUGCCACCUGCCACCUACCCCACCCUGCCACACUACCCCCACUGCCACCUGCCACCGCUACCCCCACUGCCACCUGCCACCACUACCCACCCCCACCGCUUGCCUGCCACCCGCCACCGCUACCCCACCUUCACCGCCCCCACUGCCACCUGCCACCGCUACCCCCCCCACUGCCACCUGCUUCACCUGGCUACCCCCACUGCCACCUGCCACCGCUACCCCCACUGCACCUGCCACCACUACCCCCAUUCCACCGCUACCCCCACUGCCACCUGCCACCGCUACCCCCACUGCCACCUGCCACCGCUACCCCCGCUGCCACCCGCCACCGGUGCCCUCACUGCCACCUGCCACCGCUACAACCAGUGCCGCCUGCCACCACUACCCCCACUGCCACCUGCCACCACUACCCCAUUGCCGCCCCACCGCUACCCCCACUGCCACCUGCCACCGCUACCCCCACUGCCACCUGCCACCACUACCCCCAUUGCCGCCCGCCACCGCUACCCCCACUGCCACCUGCCACCUCCCCACGCACCUAACCCUCCCACUGCCACCCUGCCCCGCUACCCCCGCUGCCACCCCACCACUACUGCCCCACCGCUCCCACUGCCACCUGCCACCGCUACCCCCACUGCCACCUGCCACCUGCUACCCCCCACGCCCGCCACCGCUACCCCCACUGCCACCUGCCAACCGCUACCCCGCUGCCACCUGCCACCACUACCCCCAUUGCCGCCGCCCCACGCCUUACCCCCACUGCCACCUGCCACCGCUACCCCCUGCUGCGCUACCUGCCACCACUACCCCCAUUGCCUGCCCCGCCACCGCUACCCCCACUGCCACCUGCCACCGCUACCCCCACCACCUGCUACCCCACCACUACCCCAGCCACCGCUACCCCCACUGCCACCUGCCCACCGCUACCCCACUGCCACCUGCCACCGCUACCCCCACUGCCACCUGCCACCGCUACCCCACUGCCACCUGCCACCGCUACCCCCACUGCCACCUGCCACCGCUACCCCCACUGCCACCUGCCACCGCUACCCCCACUGCCACCUGCCACGCUACCCCACUGCCACUCACCACACUGCUGAUAAUGCAUCCGCAUGUAUUAAUGCCAUCACUGCCACCAUUUACGAAUCUAUUUGUACUUCUGCCACCACCCGCACUGCAACCGCUUGCUACCAGUUCCUUCACUACCACCUCUGACACCAGCUCAUUUAUUAGUACCACUUCCGCAGCUACCACAGGCACUACAGGUUAUGCAACCGCUGGAACAAAGGCCCUUGCAACUGGUACAAGGAUUAUGGCUGACAUUACAUUGUAUGGCUGUUGUCUGAUCGUUUUAGAAGGUCAAGUAGCCAGGCAGACAGCCAGGGCCAUCCAUAGACAGCGAGACAGCCAGCAGCCAUCACACAGACAGCAGACAGCCAUCGACACAGACAGCGAGAACCAUCGACCACAGACAGCAGCAGCCAUCGACACAGACAGCGAGACAGACAGCCACUCGAACAAUCAUGGAUAA